This is a messenger RNA of Anoplopoma fimbria (sablefish), 2004 nucleotides long. RefSeq names its product vascular cell adhesion protein 1-like. Lineage: Eukaryota; Metazoa; Chordata; Actinopteri; Perciformes; Anoplopomatidae. The transcript is spliced from 8 exons. Gene Ontology annotation, biological process: cell-cell adhesion. The coding region runs from base 138 to 1925 and encodes 595 amino acids. The record is from RefSeq and is a predicted model, not a curated record. Gene Ontology annotation, cellular component: membrane. Gene Ontology annotation, molecular function: integrin binding.
CACGUGUCACCGUCAGCAGCAGGUCCUCACCAAAAGGUCCUGCUCCGGGGUACAUCUUAUCGAGAUACUUAAGCUGGACAUCGACUGGACCAUCCUGAAACACCCCUCACUUCUUCCAUCCUCAUCCUUCCUCCUGCAUGCUCACAACUAGUAUGCUGCCUCUUAGGAUGUUGGGCCUCCUCAUGCUCAUGUUUUCACUGUGUGAUGCAGAAAGCAGAUGCCCCACUGAGGUCACCCUGGAUCCGCCCGAGGUUCUGGCAGAAUAUGGAACCUUAGUGCGGGUCAACUGUUCCAGUGCAGGAAAGGAGCAUGAUGGGAUGAACUGGAGGGUUGGAGACACAGACCAUCCAAUAGAAUAUGACAAUUACUAUGUAUUACAGUCAUUGAAUUUGUCAGACUUCUUUGUAACGGCAGAAUGCAGAAUAAAGUGGAAUGAAACUCAUGAAUGCAGCCAAGGCCUUAAAAUAAAUGUAUACAAGAAUCCAGAGACAGUCACCCUGUUUCAAUCAACAUAUGGAGCUGCGUUGGAAUCGACAUAUUACGAGAUGCAGUGUGAUGUCGAUGAUGUUGCUCCUAUUCAUAACCUGACUCUGAGGUGGUACAAAAACAAUGAGACCAUCAAGACAGACUAUUUCACCAACAUAACCAAAAGACCAGUAAGCGAGUCCUCCAAUCUGACAGUAUCUUUAAACAGAGGAGAAAAGGAAGCUCAGUUUAGAUGUGAGGCUCAGCUGGACUUUGGGGGACAUGCAUCACAACCACCUGUUACUUCAAACGUAUACACUCUUUCUGCGCACUAUGCUCCUGUGCUCAAGAACAAAAUGGAAGACGUCUAUCUGAGUGAGGGUGAAUAUGCCAUCCUGAACUGUGAAGCUGAGGGGGACCCUGCUCCUGGCUUCCGUUGGUCACGUGAUGGGGUGAAUUUAAUGGAUCGCACCAAUGAGCUCAACAUAAGUACAGCAACUAGCGCAAUUUACAACUGUACAGCUACCAAUUAUCGGGGAAGCACAACUAAGCAAAUCCGUGUCCAUGUGGAAAACCCCACCCCUGUGCCAUCAACACCAGAAAGUUGCCCCAUAGUACUGAUACCUGCUGAAAUCGUGGUGAGAUUUGGAGAUCCAACCUCAGCUACCUGCAAUGCAUCAACCAAGGAUCUUUCAUUAAUGGGCUGGGAAGCCACAAAGGGGGGCAAGGCGACUAAUGAAAGAGUAAUCACCUGGACAGUUGAAAAAGUGGACAGCUGGGACGAACAACCUUUGUGCUACAUUAAUGUGAAAGAAAUGCAGUGCAAAAAGUCGCUAAACAUCAUUCUAUAUAAGACUCCAGAUAAUGUGUUAGUCUCUGCGAUGGAUCCACGCCCGAUGGUGGAGGGCAGAGAGUACCGGCUAAAUUGUUUCAUCACCAAUGUGGCUCCUCUGGAGAAGCUCAAACUGAUUUGGUACCGCGGCGAUGAAACUAUGCUCUCACGAGUGUUUAACGACACCACGAAGACCCCAACAAAUGUGUCCUUUGACUUGGAAAUCACUCCCAACAGAGCUGACAACAGAGCACAUUUCAGAUGCGCGGCUGAGCUACACCUUGGACCAAAUGGACCAGCACUUGUCCCAACUGUAACUUCAUCACCUUACGAGGCCGUUGUGCACUAUGCUCCUGUGCUCAAGAACAAAACGGAAGACGUCUAUCUGAGUGAGGGUGAAUAUGCCAUCCUGAACUGUGGAGCUGAGGGGGACCCUGCUCCUGGCUUCCGUUGGUCACGUGAUGGGGUGAAUUUAAUGGAUCGCACCAAUGAGCUCAACAUAAGUACAGCAACUAGCGCAAUUUACAACUGUACAGCUACCAAUUAUCGGGAAGCACAACUAAGCAAAUCCGUGUCCAUGUGGAAAACCCCACCCCUGUGCCAUCAACACCAGAAAGUUGCCCCAUAGUACUGAUACCUGCUGAAAUCGUGGUGAGAUUUGGAGAUCCAACCUCAGCUACCUGCAAUGCAUCAACCAAGGAUCUUAU